UUUUUAAUUUUCUAUCAUAACAUGAGUCAUAGUCAUAGCAUGUCAACCAGCAGCAGCAGUAGUAGUAGUAGCAUGUCCAUGUCAAUGGGUAUGGGCACCUUUCAUUGGAGUUCUUCUGGUGAUGGUAUCUUACUCAGUGGUUGGGUGCCUCAAUCUGAACCUGCUUAUAUCGGUGCUUGUUUUGGCCUUUUCUUUUUCUCUAUUCUCUCUCGAAGUCUACCAGCUUUAGAGGCUUAUUUCGUGACUUGGCGGGCCAUGCGUCACGAAGCUAUUUUACUCAAUUCCAAUGCAACAUCACCGGAACCAAAUGUAGAUCGACUUGCUAAAGUACUAAAAGAUUCUUCUUCUUCGUCCAGAUCAUUCAAUCCAGCAGCUUAUCCUGAACCUCUUGGACUUCCCUCUGUACCUCCCUUCUCAUGGACAACAGAUACCAUUCGAAGUUUCAUGAGCACACUUACUUCCUUUGUGAGUUAUUUACUUAUGAUGGUUGUCAUGACAGGCAAUGGCGGUUACUUUAUUGUUAUUAUUGCCGGUGUCUUUUUUGGUGAAUUGGCAUUUGGCCGAUUUAAAUACUUGACAGGCGGUGUUGCGAUGGACCAUUCUCAUUAAUUCUUUUACCUAUAUAUACCUUACAUUCAUUAUAAUAAACAAGACUAUUCAGAACAAAGAAGCAUAUCUCAAAAAGAUGGUUGUGUUUAUAAGGCGAGUUAUGCAUUUACUUUUGUUUUCCAAAAAAAAAAAGUUUCAUGUAAUUAGAAAGAACGGCUACCUUAUUUAGAAUAAAUGGUCUCAAGUUGUCUUCGUCUUCGG
Molecule: messenger RNA, 810 nt
Organism: Gilbertella persicaria
Lineage: Eukaryota; Fungi; Mucoromycota; Mucoromycetes; Mucorales; Choanephoraceae
Product: Ctr copper transporter
Exons: 2
Coding region: 22-609 (195 amino acids)
Biological process (GO): intracellular copper ion homeostasis; copper ion transmembrane transport
Cellular component (GO): plasma membrane
Molecular function (GO): copper ion transmembrane transporter activity
Source: RefSeq, a predicted model, not a curated record